AUGAGGGUAAAGCGCAUCUUGAUAGAUACAGGAAGUUCAUCUGAUAUAAUGAGCAUGGAGUGCCUAAGCCGCCUAGCUCACGACCUUAAAACCAUAGAGAGCAUCCACUACCCUAUCAUUGGCUUUGGAGGAAGCAUCAUACAUCCAGUAGGCGUCAUCAACUUAUCGGUUCGGAUUGGAGGGCGGAAAGAUGGACGAAAGAUGGUGGUGGACUUCCUAAUCGUCAAAGAUUUAACGGCGUACAAUGUCAUUUUGGGACGUCCCACCUUGAACAAGAUUAAGGCAAUAGUCGUCACCCAUCUCAUGCUCCUGAAGUAUGUGUGUGACGAUGGGGCAAUAGGGACUAUACACGGAGAUCAACAACAAGCAAGAGACUGCUACCUCACAACACUUAACCCAUCAACAUGGAAGAAAGACCCUGCCGGGACCAGAGGCAAAAGGAAAUAUGAAGAGGAACCACCAACUCCUAGCGAGAGUAUCCCAGUUAAAAUAGAGAAAAGUGGCUGA
Molecule: messenger RNA, 507 nt
Organism: Spinacia oleracea (spinach)
Lineage: Eukaryota; Viridiplantae; Streptophyta; Magnoliopsida; Caryophyllales; Amaranthaceae
Exons: 1
Coding region: 1-507 (168 amino acids)
Source: RefSeq, a predicted model, not a curated record